AUGUCCAGUGGUGCAGAUUUGCAUCCGAGCGGUGCUGAGGUAAGAGUUUCUGAUUCAAUUUGUGAGAAUACGAACAAUGGCAAUGAAAAUUGCCGAAAUGGGUUUUACCCGAAUGCAAAGAAAUUCAAGAUUUUCAUAGGGUAUGAUCCGCGGGAGGAUCUUGCAUAUGAGGUCUGCCGCUACUCUCUGUCGAAGAGAUCCUCAAUCCCUAUUGAGAUAUUCCCCAUAAAGCAAUCUGAAUUGCGAGAGAUGGGUGUUUACUGGCGCGAGAGAGGGAAAUUAGAGAGCACUGAAUUCUCAUUCUCGAGUAGCCAAGCAAAUCGCUUGGCAAUGGAGACGAUUCAGAGACUCACUCAUCGCUGCUUUCCCGCAAUACCCUUUGCAGAAAAGUGCUUAAAAUCCCUUUCGCCAACCCGAAUCCACACACCACCAGUUAUACGUUUCCACCAGACCCAGAAACCCAUACUCAGACCUGGGUCAUCCAUCUCGAGUCCGGCAUUGAUAAUACCCCAAAGAAAUCACAGCUCAACUUCAACUGCCCGGGCCGGUUGGUUUCUGGGCAUGACCGAGAAAAAGCAGGUCACCCCUGACAUAGUAAAAGCUGGAGACCCGGUUCUUCAUGAACCGACUCAGCAGGUCCGACCCGAGGAAAUUGGAUCGAGUCGGAUCCAGAAGAUUAUAGAUGACAUGGUAAAGGUCAUGAGAAGGGCACCUGGGGUAGGCCUUGCAGCUCCUCAAAUUGGCAUCCCCUUAAAGAUAAUUGUUUUGGAAGACACCAAAGAAUAUAUUAGCUAUGCACCAAAGGAAGAGACUAAGGCGCAAGAGAGGCGACCUUUUGAUCUUUUGGUUGUGAUAAAUCCAAUACUCAAAAAGAAGGGUAAUAAGGCAGCACUAUUUUUUGAAGGGUGUUUAAGCGUCGAUGGAUAUAGAGCAGUUGUAGAACGACACCUAGAGGUUGAGGUUACAGGGUUGGACCGAAAUGGACAACCAAUCAAAGUUGAUGCUUCAGGUUGGCAGGCUCGUAUUUUUCAGCACGAAUGUGAUCAUCUAGAUGGAACUCUCUACGUCGACAGGAUGCUUCCCAGAACAUUCAGGACUGUGGAAAAUUUGGACUUGCCUCUUGCUGUCGGGUGCCCCAAACUCGGAAACCGGAAAAACUUGCCGUCGUCCUCCCCCUGCGUCGCAACCUUCUUCUCCAGCGGUUUGAAUUUUCUGUCUCGUAUUUUCUGUCAUCGGGCGAUGGCGAAAGCAGACGAUUCGGAACGAAAAGAAUGGGAUUCUCAUGGACUGCCGACGAAUAUUGUGGUCAGUCUCAACAGGCUUAGUGGAUUCAAGAAGUAUAAAGUCUCCAAAAUCAACUUUUUGCAUCCACGAACUAGGUCCAUUGUCAAUGCUGAAGAUGCGUUCAACGAUUUGCUCACGCUACAACCGUGCGGGAUUUACACCAAAGCCGAACUCCAUAAAGAAGUCGAAAAUUUAGCUUCAUCUGGGUGGUUCAAGGAAGUAGAGCUCGACAUGAAAACGAACCCUGAUGGAACAGUUGAUAUCAAUUUCCCCAUUAAAGAAAUGUAUUGGGGAUCAAAGUAUCGAAUGAAAUGCAUUGGCGUGAAUUCGCUUCUAGAGCCGGAUGCAAUCCAAAUGGACGAAAAUAUGACACAGAAUGAAGCAAUUGAAUUCAUGAUGAGCCAAAACAGACAAUAUCGAAAAAGAGUGGAGGAAGCCAGGCCAUGCAUGUUGCCAAUGGCAGUGCAGGGAGAAAUCCAGGGAAUGCUGAGACAAUGUGGUAAUGUAAAUUCGAGGCUUUUAAGAAAGAUUGCCAAGAGAAUAGAGAAAUGGUAUCAUGAAAAUGGAUACCAGCUUUCUCGGGUCGUGAAUUUUGGGAACUUGGAUCCGAAUAGUAAGGAACUUGUGUGUGAAGUGAUGGAAGGAGAUAUAAAUAAGGUGGUGGUUCAGUUCCAGGAUAAGCUUGGGAAUAUCUGUGAAGGAAAUACUAAGCUUGGUGUUAUUACUAGGGUACUGCCCAAACAGUUAGGGAAAGGACGUGUUUUUCAAAUCGAAGCAUUUAGAGAGGCUUUGAAUAAUCUCAAUUCUCUAAAUCUUUUCUCUAAUAUUGAACUCAAUCCAUCCAUGGACGAGAGAAAUGGAGCUAUCACUGCUGAAAUUAAGUUACAGGAAGCUCAAUGCCAAUCGGUUGAAGUCGAUACAGAAUGGAAAAUCGUGCCUCAACGCAAUGGUCGACCAAUGUUGGCUUCAAUACAACCUUCAGCAAAAAUUUCCUUAGAGGUUCGAAAUCUCAAAGGCCUGAAUCGAAGCAUUAUUGGUUCAAUGACUCUUAGCAACCUAUUUGAUCCCGAGGAUGAUCUUGGUUUCAAGUUCGAGUAUGUACAUCCAUAUCUAGAUGGUCUACAUAAUCCUCGCAACCGCACCUUUCGUGCUUCAUGUUUCAACAGUCAAAAAUGCAGUCCUGUGUUUACAGGUGGCCCUGAUGUAGAUGUGCCUCCGUUAUGGGCAGAUCGUGCUGGAAUUAAAGCCAAUAUUACUGAGGAUUUUACCAAACAGAGCAAAUUCACUUAUGGACUUGUCAUGGAAGAAAUCAUUAUCCGUGAUGAAAAUGGCCAGAUUUCUAGAAAUGGUCAAAAGAUGAUGUUAAAUGGAAAUAUCAGUGCUAAUGGACCUCCAACUACGCUAAGUGGCACUGGCACGGAUCGCAUGGCAUUUUUACAAGCAAAUCUAACACGAGAUAAUACGAGAUCUCUAAACGGGGCAUUAGUUGGUGAGAGGAAUGUGUUUCAGUUUGAUCAAGGACUUGGCAUCGGUAGCAAGUUCCCAUUCUUCAAUCGCCAUAAGCUAACAAUGACCAAAAUUUUCCCCUUAAAGCAAGUCGAAGAAGGCAAAGGUAAACCUGCACCACCUGUUUUAGUCCUUCACGGCCUCUAUGGUGGUUGUGUAGGAGAUCUCCCAAACCACGAAGCUUUUACACUUGGGGGACCAUAUUCAGUCAGAGGUUACAGCACGGGAGAGCUAGGGGCAGCUAGACAAAAACUCGAGUUGGCAGCUGAGGUUCGAAUACCAGUGAAAAAUGCGUACGCUUAUGCAUUUGCAGAACAUGGAAACGAUCUAGGGAGUUCAGUAUCUGUACAAGGAAAUCCGACGAAGGCAUACAUGAGAAAGGGUCAUGGUUCCUCGUAUGGUGUUGGAGUGAAGCUCGGUCAAGUACGUGCAGAAUAUGCCAUUGAUCAUCACACCAGGCAUGGCUCAUUUUUUGUUCAUGUUGGGGAGAGAUUCUGA
Messenger RNA from Fraxinus pennsylvanica, 3288 nucleotides. Lineage: Eukaryota; Viridiplantae; Streptophyta; Magnoliopsida; Lamiales; Oleaceae. The record is from the annotation of a GenBank genome assembly.